Molecule: messenger RNA, 334 nt
Organism: Meloidogyne enterolobii
Lineage: Eukaryota; Metazoa; Nematoda; Chromadorea; Rhabditida; Meloidogynidae
Source: the annotation of a GenBank genome assembly
UUUCUUUUCCAAAUUAUUUUCCUCUAAAAUGCCAACAGAUUUGAAAAAACCUUUAACAGAACAACAAAAAAUAAAAGCUUUAACUAGAGCUGAAAGAAGACGAUUACGAAGAUCAACACCAAAAUAUCGUAGUUUGCAUGCAAGUCGAGAGCGUAUACGUGUUGAGGCAUUUAACAAAGCAUUCCAACAAGUUAGAGAGCUUUUACCGAUAAAAACUGUUUAUAAUAAUGGAAAAAAUGUUCAAACAAAACAACAAAGAAAAAUGUCAAAAAUUGAAACAUUACAUUCUGCUAUUGAAUAUUUACGUUAUUUAGAAUUUAUGUUGAUUAAUUAA